Messenger RNA from Cuscuta campestris, 1509 nucleotides. The record is from the annotation of a GenBank genome assembly. NCBI's taxonomy places the organism in Eukaryota, Viridiplantae, Streptophyta, Magnoliopsida, Solanales, Convolvulaceae.
ACGGAGGGGCCAUAUUUUUGUCAUGUUCCUAAACCGAGUGGGCCCCGACAACUGGUUAAGAAGAGCUGAGUGUGUUUUUAACAGUGAUCUCCACACACGGUGAUACGUGGCAACAUCCUGCGACCCUGGGCCCCACCGAAUCGGCGGCACUACUCCCCUCUCUCUCCUUUCCUUCUAUAAAUAAUGCCCCCCUCUCUCUCCUCCAUUUCCCAAUUUAGUUAAUUUAAAUUUUUAUUUUCUCUCCGGAAAAACAAACUUUCCGGCGCAUCGUACCGGGGAAAAAUGGGCAUGAAAGAAACCGACCCGCUUUCGCAGCUGAGUCUGCCGCCCGGUUUCCGGUUCUACCCGACCGACGAGGAGCUUCUGGUUCAGUACCUCUGCCGGAAGAUCGCCGGCCAGGACUUCUCGUUGCAGAUCAUCGGGGAAAUCGAUCUGUACAAGUUCGACCCGUGGGUUCUUCCCAGCAAGGCGAUUUUCGGGGAGAAGGAAUGGUACUUCUUCAGCCCGAGAGACCGGAAGUACCCGAACGGGUCUAGACCGAAUCGGGUGGCGGGUUCCGGGUACUGGAAGGCGACCGGAACCGAUAAGGUGAUCUCCACCCAAGGGAGGAAAGUUGGGAUCAAGAAAGCUCUGGUUUUUUAUGUGGGCAAAGCUCCAAAAGGAACCAAAACCAAUUGGAUCAUGCAUGAGUACAGGCUCUGUGAUGCUCCAAGGAAAGCUGGCAGUUCUCGGCUAGAUGAUUGGGUGCUUUGCCGGAUAUACAAGAAAUUGACGAGCGCGGAGAAAGUGGCGGCCGGCGGGCAGAGCAAAGAACAGAGCCACCCGUCACCGUCAUCUUCGUCAUCACAGCUGGACGACAUGCUGGAGUCGCUGCCGGAGAUCGACGACCGGUACUUCACGUUGCCGAGGAUGGGCUCUCUGAUCAAGCAGGAAGAGAGGCUGAAUCUGCAAGAUUUGGGCGCCGGGAACUUCGACUGGGCGUGCAUGACCCCGCUCUCCGAUUUGGGUCAGGGCACCUCCGCCGCCGCCGGGCAGGCGCCGGCCGGAAACGACGUGAGCUUUCAGAACGACGUUUACGCCCUUGCGGGGAUGAAUUUCCAGGCCGCGGCGGACGAGGAGGUGCAGAGUGGGAUCAAGCGGCAGAGGGUCGACGGUUCGGGUUUCUUCCAACAAACUUUCCCGGCGAGGUUCUCCGGCACGCCCGACCCGUUUGGAAUCCGGUACCCGAACCCGAACCCGUCGACGGGCAUGGGUUUCACCAGGCAGUAAAUAUCAGAAAAACGGGUCGGGUGAGGGAGGUGGUUGUAUUUACUUUUUGGACCAGAGAGAGAGGGGUAGGUGGGAAGGUUUGGAUAUAAAUUGUAAGGGUACAUAUGGAAAUAUGCAUCGACAGAAAAAGUUACCAUCCAAAAAUUAAGCAAAAAUUGAAUUUCCUCAUACAUAUAUAUGUUCUUGACUAAUAUGAGAUGAAAAUGAUGAUAAAAACAAUAAUGAAAUAUCCAUAUGUAU